This is a messenger RNA of Tricharina praecox, 636 nucleotides long. RefSeq lists its product as uncharacterized. Bases 43 to 558 code for a protein of 171 amino acids. The transcript has a single exon. NCBI's taxonomy places the organism in Eukaryota, Fungi, Ascomycota, Pezizomycetes, Pezizales, Pyronemataceae. The record is from RefSeq and is a predicted model, not a curated record.
UGACACCGUACAAAGACUAUUCGGCACUCCCAGCAAACAGCGAUGAACUUCUUCAGCUCCCUCCUCAUCACGAUGUGUCUCAUCCUCGCUAGCAGCCGCGUCUUCUGCGAAGCUCGCGCGGCGCCCAAAACCACAGCGAUGAUCCCCACGCCGUUCGAUCUACCCAGCAGUGUAGCCUCCGAUGCCGUAGCCUCCGAACCAGCCGUAUCCCACAGAAUCGAAGUCGGCUCAACCGGCGCGUACAUAGUCUGCACGACGAGCUGGGACAGUCCGCUGUCGAAGCACGUGCAGGUAGGCGCCAACCACCUGAAGGGCUUCUCGCAGCAACCGUGCCGGCAGACGAACUUCGGCGGGAGCUAUUGCACCGGGUUUGUGGCGUAUGGAACCGCAAGGAUCGCGCUGUGCGGCGAGCCCUGGUGGAGUGUCAAGUGCGGAUCAAUGGCGCUUGCCGCGGAGAUGAUUAUUAAGGCGUGCACGAUGCGCGUCGAUGGGCAGAGUAGAGUUGCGGGGUACUAUGUUUUCGAUAGCCGUGUGAGGGCCGUUUUGUUGCAUACUUAAGGGAUGCGGGGUGCGCGGGUGGUGAUGUACAUACCUGAGGUGGAUUGUGCGGGCUGGGAUCGCAAUGUGGAUGAUAGG